AUGAUCGUGGAUGCUGCCGCGAAGGCCACUGCUGGUGAUGUCCAGUGCGCGGCUAGGCUGAAUUCAGGGGCGACCCAGGCAGAACUGCGGAGUGCCUACUACAAGCGCGCCAAGCUCCUCCACCCGGACAUUGCGGGCGAGGCCUCCCAUGCCGACUUCCGUCGUCUUCGGGAGGACUAUGAUGAAGCCACAAAGCUCAUGCAGAACCAGGCAAGCACCGAUCCAGGUGCUUUCCGAGAGGAGCAGACCUGGGACCUCGGAGGCCAACGCUGGAAGCCUGGCGCGUUCGGCGGGAACUUCCACGGCAACUCUGCCGGGUUUCAAGAGGGCGAGGUGAACUUCGACCCCCACGCGUUCCGGGAGAGGCAGCGAUCUCACGCGAGGCAGGAGGCAAAGGGCUACAGCUACCAGGCCGCGGGUCGCGGCUCCUCCGCCUCCGAUGGCAAGCGGGCGUUCAAUCCCGCCCAUGUCUUCAAGGGCACCCUGCUGAUGUCCGGGGCCUUCUUCGCAGGCAAUUCCUUGCUCCGCCACUGGCGGCAAGAAGCUGCGGAUUUCCGUCGGGUCUACACCUGA
This is a messenger RNA of Symbiodinium natans, 573 nucleotides long. The record is from the annotation of a GenBank genome assembly. NCBI's taxonomy places the organism in Eukaryota, Dinophyceae, Suessiales, Symbiodiniaceae.